CUGGCCUGUGUGUAGAACCUGCCUGGAGAACCCCCAGGUGUCACAAUGAGCCACGGCCCAGCGGCUGGCGGUUAGGGAGCUGACAGUGGCUUCGCAGCAAGUGGCAGGGAGGCCUUGGCAGCAUUUUGAUAGCUUACCAUGUCUUGGUGGAGAAAAGAAGAGGAGGAGGAGAAGGAGAUGGCAGAGGAGGAGGCUGAAGAGCUGGAAGUGGUAGAAGAGGACACAGAGAAAGAGAACAUAGUCUCCUACUCCCCCCUUUCUCCUCAGACGUCAAGCACAGAGCAGGUCCAAGAGCUGAACAAAGCAGAGGAGAACUGGCUCUGGAGCUGGCUCCCGCCUCUCUCCCUGUUCUCCGGGUUGACCACGCUGGCAGACAGGAAGAGAUCUCAGCAGGAGCCCAUCUGUUGCCUGCUGGACAAGAAGAGGCCCCCAGGCAACACAUGCUCCGAGUGCGAGAUCCUGUUCUGCAGGAAGUGUGAGGGGCUGCACUACAACCCGGAUUUCAUAGAGCACUGCAUCCUGGGCCAUGGCAAGGAGGAGCCAGAAGGCAGGGGCUCGGGCCUCAUCAGCCCCAUUCUGAGCGCAGAUUCCAUCAACCUGGCUGUCGCUCCAGGGGAAACAGAAGAUGAAGAAAUAAAGAGAAAAUGAAGUGGCGACUGUAAUCAUUCUCCUUUAUUCCCCCAUAAAUCGCCUGACACCGCAGACAGGCAGAGACUGCAUUGGCAUCAGCUUUCUUGCUCCUAAGAGAAGGUGAGGGGCUGCCUGCAUGACGACUUCUCUACCUGGCCCCGUGUGCUCAGUGAUCUUCCACAGCACACAAGAGACUUUCCAAUAGGACUGGUUGAAAAUUAGCCAUUGGAACUUUUUCCUUGAUGGAAAAUGGGGGGUUUUCAAUUGAACAAAAAUUUCUGCA
Messenger RNA from Mauremys reevesii (Reeves's turtle), 913 nucleotides. It is a transcript of the gene PGBDF, whose product is annotated as chromosome 20 C17orf50 homolog. The record is from RefSeq and is a predicted model, not a curated record. Bases 139 to 648 code for a protein of 169 amino acids. The transcript is spliced from 4 exons. Lineage: Eukaryota; Metazoa; Chordata; Testudines; Geoemydidae.